AUGACUUCCUCCGUAUACUUCAAGUUCAAGUCCCAGAAGGAGCCGACGCGAGUCGAGUUUGACGGCACGGGCAUAUCAGUAUUCGAGCUCAAGCGCGACAUCAUCACCAAGAGCGGUCUCGGAGAUGGCACCGACUUUGAUCUGGCCAUCUACACCGAUGACGGCAAAGAAGGUCAGUUCGCACAGACAACACCCGGGCGUGGCGACGCUUUGCUGACACCGCCUGUAGAGUACGACGAUGACACGACCAUCAUCCCAAGAUCCACGACCGUCAUCGCCAGGCGGCUACCGCCCAUGAAACCCGGAGCCGGUCGAGCUGCUCGCUAUGUCUCGGGAAAGAUGCCCGUCAACGCCAAGAACUCGUCGCGGAGAGAGGCAGCCACCAAGGCGACCGCGAAGACGACCUCGAAUGCCAUCGCCCAGAUGAACAAUGCCAUGACCGAGGAAGAGAAGCUCGCGGCCAUGUUCGCUGCGCAGUCGGAGCAGUGGUCUGCCCAGCAGGAAGAGAUGGCUCAGUAUGUUCCCUACCCCGGCACAAACAAGAUCCGCAAGACUAACCUUCUCCUCCCCAGUCAAACGCCGGUCUUCAAGCCCGGCGCAAAGCGCCCCGCCAACGUCCCGGACCAUGAGCCGCCAAACGGAUACAUCUGCUACAGGUGUGGUGAGAAGGGACAUUGGAUCCAGCUGUGCCCGACCAAUGACAACCCGGAAUUUGACAACCGGCCCCGAGUCAAAAGGACCACUGGCAUCCCCAAGUCCUUCCUGAAGACCGUGGACAAGGCCACGGUGCUGGCGCAAGCGGCCGAGGACGACACCAAGGCUCCCUCCGGCAUCAUGGUCAACGCGGAUGGUGACUUUGUUAUCGCCGAGCCCGACAAGGCGGCGUGGGAAAAGUUCCAGGCCAAGACCAAGACCUCGGCUGACGCGCAAGAGUCGGCGGCGCUUGCAGACAAGGAAUUGCGCGAUAGGGGACUAGAGUGCCCCAUCGACAAGAAAUUGUUUAUAGAUCCAAUGAAGACCCCUUGUUGUGAGAAGACGUAUUGCAAUGAUUGCAUCACCAACGCGCUCAUCGAGAGCGACUUCGUCUGCCCCGGUUGCCAGACCGACGGCGUGCUAAUAGAUGACCUCAAGGCCGACGAUGACGUCGUAAAGAAGAUCGAGGAGUACCAGAAGGAGAAAGAGGAGGCCAGGAAAGCCGAGCAGGAGAAGCCCAAGAGCCCCGUCGCAGAUAAGGCAUCCCCUGUAGCCGAGACGGACACCAAGUCCAACGGCCAGCAGGAGAAGAGGGAGUCGGCAAAGUCGUCCAAAUCACCCACACCUCCACCGGCAUCGGCAGCGGCAUCGGCCAAGUCACCGUCCGCAGAACCAUCAGCAAAGCCCGCUGCCAACAACGCUACGGGCACCCCAGCAGCCACCGACGGCGACUCGCAAUCAUCAAAGAAGAGGCCUGCGGAAGAGCCCGCCGAGAACCCCAAAGUGCCCAAGGCGCCCAAGGCCAUGCAGCAGCAGCAGCAGGAGGCCCAGCAGCAGCAGAUGAUGCAGCAUAUGAUGAACAGCAUGAUGCCCGGCAUGAACGGGAUGGGCGGAAUGCCCGGCAUGCCCGGAAUGCCCAUGAUGCCCUUUGGCGGCAUGCCCAUGAUGAACAACUUCCCGCCCAUGGGCAUGCCCAACAUGAACAUGAACAUGGGCAUGAUGAACCCCAUGAUGAACCCGAUGAUGGGCAUGCCCAACUUUGGCAACAACGGCAUGAACGGCGGCGGCGGCUUCGGCCCAGGAAACAACAACGGCAUGGGUGGUGGCUGGGGCAUGAGCGGCGGCGGUCCCCCUAUGAACGGCGGCCCCAUGAACGGCGGGUACAACCAGCAGUUCAACAACAACAACGGCGGCGGCGGCAACAAGAUGAUGGGCGGCAACUUUGGCCAGCAGGGAGGCGGUGGUGGCGCCGACGAGGAGGCCUACUUCCGCAAGCCGGUCAACCCGCACCGUCACCAGAACCGCCAGAAGCGCGUCCGGCCCAGCGACUACCGGGAGCUGUAG
Thyridium curvatum is the source of this 2037-nucleotide messenger RNA. RefSeq lists its product as uncharacterized. Gene Ontology annotation, biological process: protein ubiquitination; mRNA processing; regulation of transcription by RNA polymerase II. The coding region runs from base 1 to 2037 and encodes 678 amino acids. Gene Ontology annotation, molecular function: transcription coregulator activity; zinc ion binding; ubiquitin protein ligase activity. NCBI's taxonomy places the organism in Eukaryota, Fungi, Ascomycota, Sordariomycetes, Thyridiales, Thyridiaceae. The record is from RefSeq and is a predicted model, not a curated record. The transcript has a single exon. Gene Ontology annotation, cellular component: mediator complex; nucleus.